UGAAAGGACACGCCCACCCCUCAGUUCAGCAUAGGCACGGAGCAGGGAAGGUGUCUCUGCAGCUCUGAUGUAUUUACAAUUGUAAGAGAAAUUAAGCCUCUGAUUUCCCUGGCUUCCUUUCUCAUGUAGCUCUGCCUCAGAUACUGAAGAAAUUUAUGUGAUCGCUAGUCUCGUUGUCUUCACAUUUCACCAAGCUGUCUGCCUCCCCUCUGGAUCGCUUCUGCCCUUUAUCCCCAGCCCUACAAAAUGCAUGCCCGUUUACUCUCUGAUCUACAAGCACAUGUAAGACGGUAUGGAUGGCGUUGUGUGUGCACUCCUCACCGUGCAACAUCCACGGAGGUACAAUCAUUGCCUCCUCGUGCCCAAGUGGUCAUCUGUGGAGGAGGAAUUAUGGGUGCAUCAGUUGCAUAUCAUCUCUCAAAGCUAGGCUGGCAUGAUGUCUUGUUGUUGGAGCAAGGAAGGUUGGCUGCUGGCUCCACCCGUUUUUGUGCUGGAAUGGUAAGCACAAUCAAGCACAUUUCUAUAGAAACAGAGAUGGCUGACUACUCAAAUAAACUUUAUCAACAGUUGGAAGGGGAAACAGGAGUUGCAACUGGCUACAAAAAAAUGGGCUCCAUUACACUGGCUCAGACACAAGAUCGCUUGAUAUCAUUGAAACGUAUUGUGUCCAGGCUAAGGAUGAAGGGUAUUCCCUGCGAGAUUAUUACACCAAAACAUGUUGCAGAACUCCAUCCUCUGAUUAACAUUCAUGAUCUGGUUGGGGCUAUGUAUGUACCUGAUGAUGCUGUGGUGUCAACUGCAGAUGUGACCCUAGCAUUGGUAAAUGCUGCGCAACAAAAGGGGGUGAAAGUCCAUGAACAUACAACAGUCAACCAUGUGUUGGUGGAGAAAGGUCACGUGAGUGGGGUAGACACAGACCGGGGGCAGGUGGAAUGUGAAUACUUUGUCAACUGUGCAGGGCAGUGGGCAUAUGAGCUGGGCUUGUCUAAUGAAUCGCCUGUCAGCAUUCCACUUCAUGCCUGUGAACACUUCUACCUUCUGACCCAGCCUUUACAACACCCUCUAGAAGAUAAUGUUCCAACUGUAGUGGACCCGGAUGGAAGGAUAUACAUUCGCAACUGGCAGGGAGGAAUCCUUUCUGGGGGGUUUGAGAAGAAUCCCAAGCCAAUUUUCACUGAAGGUCGAAACCAGCUGGAGAUCCAGAACCUACAGGAGGACUGGGAUCACUUUGAGCCUCUGCUUACUGCUUUGCUACGCCGGAUGCCAUCUCUGGAAGCGCUGGAAAUCCUGCGACUGGUUAACUGCCCUGAAGCAUUCACCCCAGAUAUGCGCUGUGUGAUGGGAGAGAGCCCCACCCUGCUACAUUAUUUCACCCUUGCUGGCAUGAAUUCUCAGGGGUGCUCUUUGGGUGGGGGUGCUGGCAAAUUUCUUGCAGAGUGGAUGGUCUUUGGGUAUCCACAAGAUAACGUGUGGCCUUUAGACAUAAAGCGAUUUGGGGCUCUCCAGAGCAGCCGCACCUUCCUGAGACAUCGAGUCAUGGAGGUUAUGCCUCUGAUAUAUGACUUGAAGGUGCCACGCUGGGACUUUCAAACAGGGCGACAGCUCCGAACGUCUCCACUCUAUGAUCGGCUGGAUGCACAGGGAGCACGAUGGAUGGAAAAGCAUGGGUUUGAGAGGGCAAAGUACUUUGUUCCUCCUGGGAAAGACUUGUUGGCACUUGAUCAGAGCAAGACCUUCUAUAAACCUGACUGGUUUGAUAUUGUGGGUUCAGAGGUGAAGUGCUGUAAAGAGGCUGUGUGUGUCAUAGACAUGUCCUCCUUCACUAAAUUUGAGAUCAGUUCCCCUGGGGAGCAGGCUCUGGACACUCUACAGUACCUUUUCUCAAAUGAUCUUGAUGUUCCUGUGGGACAUAUUGUUCAUACUGGGAUGCUCAACGAGAGAGGAGGAUAUGAAAAUGACUGCAGCAUAGUGCGGCUUAAUAAGCGCAGUUUCUUCAUGAUUUCCCCUACAGAUCAGCAGGUCCACUGUUGGUCCUGGCUGCGGCAGCACAUGCCCAGUGACAGUGAUUUAUUCCUUGAGGAUGUGACCUGGAAAUACACAGCUCUUAACCUGAUAGGCCCCCGUGCUGUUGAUGUGCUCUCUGAGUUAUCCUAUGCUCCGAUGACGUCUGAACAUUUUCCAUCUUUGUUUUGCAAGGAAAUGAGUGUGGGAUAUGCCAAUGGGAUCCGGGUUAUGAGUAUGACACAUACUGGAGAGCCUGGCUUCACACUGUACAUCCCCAUUGAGUAUGCUCUACAUGUUUAUAAUGAACUUAUGAGUGUUGGGCAGAAGUAUGGAAUCCGAAAUGCAGGUUAUUAUGCCCUGAGAAGUCUGCGCAUAGAGAAAUUUUUUGCCUUUUGGGGCCAGGACCUGGAUGCCUUCACCACCCCACUGGAAUGUGGGCGAGAGUUCAGGGUUAAGCUAGAUAAGGGCUAUGAUUUUAUAGGCCGGGAGGCCUUGCUGAAACAGCGUGAAGAGGGGAUAUUCAAGCGCUUUACUAUGUUCAUACUGGAGGACCACGAUACGGACCUAGACUUAUGGCCCUGGUGGGGUGAGCCAAUCUAUCGCAAUGGAGAGCAUGUGGGCAAGACCACUAGCAGUGCAUACAGCUAUACACUUGGCAGGCACGUGUGCCUGGGGUUUAUACAUAGCAACCAGCAACCUAUUACCCCUGAGUUUAUUAAUCGAGGAGAGUAUCACAUUGAUAUCGCAAGCCAGAAAUUUAAGGCUAAAGCCAAACUGUAUCCAUUCAGUUCUCUGUUCACUUUGAGACGCAGGAAAGAUGAAAUGGAUAUUGGAUUUUAAUACAAGAGAUCUGGGACCCUGAGAAACUGAAAUAUUUAAAAUGGGAGGACUAUAAAUGGUAACAUUCAAGGCAAGGAGAAAUGUUAUGGAAAUAUUCUGAUACAAUGGACUGAGUGCUUAGUCAGAAGAAGAGGAAUCAAGCUUGACAGUAGGAAAUAAAUUCAAAAGCAAUCCUGAAGCCUUCAUUUAGAGAGCUAACAAGCAACUGAAAUCUCUCUGUUAAAAUAAACUUGCUGGUAAUUAACUUUUUUUUGGGAAACGUUUCGCUCCAGCUCUUGGUUUUGUACAAUUGUUUUCCCUAUUUAAAUGCUUUUAGGUUUUUAGGCAUUUGAGCUGCUCGCUUCCUGAGAAACCAUCCUGCAGGGCGGUACAGUGUAUACAUUGAAACAGUGAAUUCCCUAACUUUGCUAUUCUUAGGGGCACAUUUACUAACCCACGAAUCCGAAUCCGAAUUGGAAAAAUUCCGAUUGGAAAACGAACAUUUUGCGUCUUUUUCGUAUUUUUUGCGAUUUUUUUCGGCGCCUUUACGACUUUUCGGAAAUUGUCGCGACUUUUUCAUUACCAAUACGAUUUGCGCGAAAAAACGCGACUUUCUCGUAGCCAUUACGAUGCGCUCGUAUCUUGUGCUAAUGGGACAAAGCUAAAACACACUAAGGACAGAGUUCUCCUUUACGCUGUUUAGUGAGCCUUUAAAUCUUGAUUAGGAAACCUAAGCAAAUGAUUGAUCCCACUCUGUAAUCUAUUGUCAAGAAAUGUUUUGAUGUUCUUUUUAAAAUUUUAAAUAAAUGUUUUCUUUUACUUUGGGAGAAGGUAUUAACAAUUCCCAGGCUUUGCCAAACCUUGGAAAAAUAGUUGAGAUUCAGUUCAGUUGACUAUAAUGUGGGUGCAUCUGCCCUAAUUAUCUUUCAUACGUACAUAUUUACAGUAAAUCCAGUUCCUUUGUUAGCAGAGAAUACAAUGACCCUUCCAUACUAAGGCAGACUAAUCAUUCUGACUACAAUAAACAAAACUUGUGUUGAACAUAUGUGUUUAUUCUUUAAAUUAAAAAUCCAUGUUUUCCUUUUUAUUUGUUUUUUAUUUUUUUGUAUUACAAACUACUAACGUGUCAUGUUUAACCCUUUCUACUCCUCCCCCUUUAAUUAGGAAAGUUUGCUUAUAGAGAAUAGAGAAAAUGAGUUCUGUAUAAACAAACCACUGCUUUCUCAGCUGUAGGUUAUGUUUUUACAGAUAAGAAGUGGAUUAUACCAGGGGUUUAUCUGUGGACUGGCAAUUAUUACCUUUUCUUCCUCCCACAAUUGUUCUGAAGGACCGGGAAAUGCAAAUAGUUUGUUUUUUACUGUCUGCCCCAUUUAGGACAUAACUAAUGAAACCAGUAGGGAAACAAAUGUUCAUCACAAGCCCUAAGCAUUGAACUCAUAAACACAAUGUCUUACUGCCAAGGAUUUGGCACAGCUCUUACUAAAGUAAAACUAUACUCUCUCUUGUACUUUGUUUGCCCUUGCCUUGUUCAUAUAAAAAUAGGGCAUUAUUAAAUAGGCAAAUCAAUUUCCCAUUUUUGCUUUACACACGUUAGUAGCAGUUGCAAUGCAGUUUUGACUGAUGUGUUUAACAUUUACUGACACAGAACAGCAGCCUCAGUACUUAGAAGGUAUUGUGUCUGUUCUUGUCUACGGGAUUUAUGUUAAACAUGACAACUCCUUUACAACUAUGCAGAAAAUUUUUAUCCAAGUUAUAUAGCAAAUCGUACCAUAUAUUGUCCAUUUAAUAGAAAUUAGACUGAUCUAAAUCAGACUUAUUGGGGCUUUGGUAUGUUAGAUGGUUAAAUUGCGGUCUCUCAGGGACAACAACUGGGCCCUGACCCACCAGUGGCCACUUUAUGGUAAAGCUUGGUGCCAUCCAAUUUUGUUGUGAUGCUAGAUUAUUAUGUUAGUCAAACAGGUCUUAGGAGACCUGGGGCAAGCUAGGGGCCAUAAAUAUCUUUUGGAGGGCAACAUCCCACCCACAAGGUUCCAGUUGGUCCUGUUGUGGCUAAUUGGAAGUACAUUAAUUGUGCAAGCUUGUUAGAAUACCAAAACAACACUUGUUGUAUUGUCCAGUGACACUUGCUGUAAGCAGCAUCUUCCCCAUUGGCUGGAAAGGGAAGCCGCUCAAUGAAGUAUGGAACAUUUUGCUUUCAACAGUUUUCCCUGUGAGAACCACAGCAAUUAAAACACACAUGCACCACUGCCCUUAUACUCCAUUGCCAAUUCGAUAACCACUGUAAUGGUUUUUAUGUCUAAUAUUGUAAUGUUUUGCACAGCUCAGUUAUUAUGCUCACCAGUUAGUUCUGACUUCAAGCACAGUAUUUCUGCUGUUAGGAGGAGUCCAGGAAAUGCAUGACUUGUAGUAACAAAAUAUGGUAUAAAUUGUAGGCCAAUGUUUAUAAGACUUUUUAUCAAUAUUGUAUAUAUGACAAUAAAAUAAUUGUACAUGACAUUGUA
Messenger RNA from Xenopus tropicalis (tropical clawed frog), 5324 nucleotides. It is a transcript of the gene pdpr, whose product is annotated as pyruvate dehydrogenase phosphatase regulatory subunit. Gene Ontology annotation, cellular component: mitochondrial matrix. The transcript is spliced from 20 exons. NCBI's taxonomy places the organism in Eukaryota, Metazoa, Chordata, Amphibia, Anura, Pipidae. The coding region runs from base 247 to 2844 and encodes 865 amino acids. The record is from RefSeq and is a predicted model, not a curated record.